Molecule: messenger RNA, 1246 nt
Organism: Hymenoscyphus albidus
Lineage: Eukaryota; Fungi; Ascomycota; Leotiomycetes; Helotiales; Helotiaceae
Source: the annotation of a GenBank genome assembly
AUGAGAUCUUUCGCCAUCUUCUCCGCCGCGGUUGCUGUGCUCUCUUCGGGGGCUAGUGCUGCUGGUGUUACGGGUGCGGCUGAGGGCUUCGCUAAAGGUAUUACUGGUGGUGGGAGCGCGAGUCCUGUGUACCCAAACACCAAUGCUGAGUUGGUUAGCUAUCUUGGGGAUAACUCUGCGAGAGUCAUUGUUUUGACCAAGACGUAAGUCCCCAUCUCUACCACCAUAUAUUUGUAUAACCCUUAACAAGUUACAGCUUCGACUUCAGGGGUACCGAGGGAACUUCUACUGGCUCCGGAUGUCUUCCUUGGGGAACGGGCUCCCAGUGCCAGGUUGCUAUCAACAAAGAUAACUGGUGUGGGAACUAUCAACCUGAUGCUCCAACUACCUCUAUUACAUACGAUAACGCUGGUUCCCUUGGAAUCACUGUUAAGUCUAACAAAUCCCUUGUUGGACAAGGCUCAGCUGGUAAAAUUCUCGGGAAGGGAAUCCGCAUGGUCUCCGGUGUGAAGAACAUCAUCAUCCAGUAUGUCCCAGUAUCCAAGUUAUAGUAUAAAGCUCUAACACCCGACACAGAAACAUCGAAAUCUCCAACAUCAACCCCAAAUACGUCUGGGGCGGCGACGCCAUCACCAUCGACGGCGCCGACCAAGUCUGGAUCGACCGAUGCACCACCUCUCUCAUCGGCCGUCAACACAUCGUCCUAGGUAACUCAGCAUCAGGACGUGUCUCCAUCACCAACAACAAGAUCGACGGUGUGACGUCCUGGUCCGCAACCUGCGACGGCUACCACUACUGGAACAUGUACUUCACCGGCUCCAACGACCUCGUCACUCUCAAGGGGAACUACAUCUACCACACCUCCGGCCGCGCCCCCAAGGUCGCUGGUAACACCCUGUUGCAUGCCGUCAACAACUACUGGUACGAUAACUCGGACCACGCUUUCGAGAUCACUUCCGGAGGCAACGUUCUUGCUGAGGGUAAUGUCUUCCAGAACAUCGAUAGAGUCUUGGAUACCACUCCCACCGGACAUCUGUUCACUGCACCAAGCGCUGGUGCUAACUCCGCCUGUUCUGCUUCCUUGGGCCGUGUCUGCCAGAUGAAUGGUUUUGGAAGCAGUGGGACGUUCAACCAGGCUAAUACUAAUUUCUUGAGCAACUUCAAUGGGAAGAAUAUUGCGUCUGCUUCUGCUUAUGGUGGUGUUGUUGCGAGCGUUGGGAAGACUGCUGGUAUGGGACGGAUCUAA